Messenger RNA from Cimex lectularius (bed bug), 1297 nucleotides. RefSeq lists its product as uncharacterized. Gene Ontology annotation, biological process: mitophagy by internal vacuole formation; mitochondrial protein catabolic process. The record is from RefSeq and is a predicted model, not a curated record. The coding region runs from base 1 to 1191 and encodes 396 amino acids. Gene Ontology annotation, cellular component: mitochondrial outer membrane. NCBI's taxonomy places the organism in Eukaryota, Metazoa, Arthropoda, Insecta, Hemiptera, Cimicidae. The transcript is spliced from 9 exons.
AUGUCAAAUUACGCACAGGAGCUUCCUUUUUUAAACUCUCAGGGUAAAAUCUCAAGAACAAAGGACACCGGGGUCACCAACCUGUGCAAUUUCCCGUGGGUACUCGAGUUGAUGAAAGAGGUCGGUGAUGAUGAAGACUCCAGCGAUAUAUCAGGUUACCAUUCGGAUUCAGAUAGUGCCAUUAUGAUGUCGGGUAACUCACCAUAUGUCACAAAACGUGCCAGGCAUAAUUUCCUUACCAGAUCAGUUCGAUCGAGUAGUAAUAGAAGCGGAAGAACGUGUCUAGGAUUGAGCACUUCUUCGACCGACAGCCCACCAGAUAAAGAAACAACCACAGAUUGGGAAUGGUCUGGCACAAAGAGCAACAGUUGCAGGUCUGUAAUUUCAACUGAAAGGGAACACAAAAAAACUCCAUUGGUCAAACCCUGGUGCUCAUCCUGUGAGGACAGAGCCGUCCUUCAGAUCACAGUACCCGACACAACCACCCACCAAAACGAAGUAACAGCACUUCAGUCUGAACUUGAGAGGACGAGGAUGGAACUUGAUCAAACAAAAGCAAGGCUUGCAGUCUUAGAUGCUCAUGCACAAGCCAAGGAACUGAGUGGUCCAAGAUUGGUACGCUGCUACGGAAAUCUUUACUCGCAAGGAAGAGUUGAAGCUCUCAAUGCUUUGGAUACACUCCCUCCUUUUAAAGACGCCCCAGAGCUUAAGUCAAAAAUAUUAUUUUCAGUUGUUGUUUUGGCAUUUAGAGCAACAAGCAGCCAGCUGACGACAAAGAAAGAACAAUUGAGGAGAAUCCUACUCGCUCCCGCUCCACAAACAAAUGCUCAUAAAGAGUUGGAGGAAGCCGUUGCGAUGUUUCUUCGCAGGACAGUCGACACCUUCGAUCUGACACACUGUAUCGAAGAGGUGAGCUCACAGCUUUGGGCGACGCUUUAUGACUAUCCUUGUUUGAAAAACUGCCCCGGACUAACCCAAUACAUCAAAGAUUCUGUUCGACUUGCUUGGGCACUUGUUAAUCAGGGAGCCGGUUACUGCCUCGAGUACGAAGACAGAGUUUUCAGGCGUGAAAUGCAUGUCAGAUUCCACUCAGCGGAUCCGGAGAGCAACUCGAUACGAACGUAUCUUUGGCCAGCCCUUCUUGAAUCACCAUCAGGGCCCUGUGUCUAUAAAGCUGUUGUUCUUACAUAAAAACCGCCUUCAUAACCACCUUAUUAUAACACUUAGUGGGUUCUCACCUAUCUCUUUUAACUAAUUCAUUUACAUUUUAUUCAUUUACUAACUUAUUGUAAUUUUU